UUUUUUUUUUGCUUUCUUUUCCCUCCCUGCGCGAGCUGAGCCAUGCCUGUACCGGAUAAUUGUUUUUACUGCAUUCAACAGUGUUUCUCAGAAGCAACGGGUCGAAAGUCCGGACUGUGACAGUGGAGGCUCUGCAGGGACAAACUAAUGCCUCCUUCUUCUUUCUGAGAAAGAAGGCUGAGCUAUCACGAUCCUUACUGUGAAGAUCUCACCCGUGUAUUUUUUUGACGAUGCCGGGUUGGACACUUUCACCGUGUAGCUGCGAGCUGUGAGAAUUCUUGUGGAAGAAGCAUCUUAUUGUGCGUGUUUGAUUUUUGUGCCGCUGGAUGGAAAAUUCGAAAACACCGAAAGCCCUAAAAGCAAAAGAAAGAAACGAAAGUGAGUUUUCUUCUUCUUCCAGGGGGGUUCGAAAAGCGACCCCCCUCCUUUCUCUCUCUCCUCAGCAUUCCCUCAGUCAGUCGACGGAUUUUUUUUUCCAUUACAGCUCAGUAGAGGGUGUCAGAUCUUUCUUAGAGCACCGCGCUAGGAUGAACGCAGUCUCCGCGUUCCUCUUUUUGUGAUUCCUGAAUUUGCCACAAAAAAGAAGAAGAAGAAGAAGAAGAAGAAGAAGAAGAAGAGGGGGGAGAAAAGGAGAGGGAGUGAGAGAGAGAGAGGUUGUAGUUGGUGCUGGUGUUGAGGAGAAGAAGAAGAAGAAGGGAAAAAAUCGGCGCAAACGAGCCAGGCGAGACGCCGAGGGAUGUGAGGGGGGGAUGCCGGUGUUUUGCAGUGGUGGGACCGCCUGUGAAGCCCCAGCGCUGGGAGUGAAUUCAGCACCGGGGGGAGAGCGGACAGCUCCCGACGAAGCCGCCACCGCCGCCGCAGCGCUCAGUAACACAACCGGUGGGAGGAAAAAGCCACGGAUUUGUUCGUUUUUACCCCCCCACCACCACCACCUUCCCCCCUCUCUCCAUCACUGCCAAGGUCAGUGUUAAACGAACUGAAAAAGCAAAGAAAAAAACGAAAAGAUGAGCCGGACUCCGCUGACGCUCUUUUCUUUCCGCUUUUCUUCCGAUUAUAUCCCCGAACCUUGCGAGGCUGUGAGGACUCGGUCGACUUGAAAGAGACGUUUAUGUUUGUGUUUUUGGAUUCGUGGGGGGAACAGAGAGGAAACAAAACUGGAAGAGUGGACACGAGAGCAGACCAGACCCCCAGCUCGCGCCGCGUCUUGAAUCCGGGAAUGAGUCGUCCACGUUGAAAAAAUGCUGCUUUGGAUCGUCCUGCUGAAAGCCGCUCUUUGUCUCGCCAGUGGGAACGUUACAAGGGACGUUUGCAAGGAGCAGAUAUGCUCCUGCAACGAGGUGGAGGGAGACCUACACAUAGACUGCGAAAAGAGGAGCUUCACCACUCUGCAGCAGCUCACCGGCCCCAGCUCGCAGUUUUAUCACUUGCUGCUGCACGGGAAUUCUCUCUCUAGGCUAUUUCCCAACGAGUUCGCCAACUUUUACAACGCCGUGAGUCUGCAUUUGGAAAACAACGGCUUGCACGACAUCGUGCCCGGCGCCUUCCUGGGACUUCAGCUGGUCAAGCGGCUGCACAUCAAUAACAAUAAGAUCAGAUCGUUCAGAAAGAGCACGUUUCUGGGCUUGGACGACUUGGAAUAUCUCCAAGCAGAUUUUAAUCUACUGAGGGAUAUUGACCCCGCCGUUUUCAGGGACCUAAAUAAACUUGAAGUGUUGAUACUUAACGACAACCUCAUCAGCGCGUUGCCCGUGAACGUGUUUCAACAUGUGCCCAUUACGCAUCUCGACCUGCGCGGAAACCGAAUCAAAACGUUGCCUUAUGAAGGGAUCCUGGAGCAGAUCCCGGGCAUUGCGGAGGUUUUGUUGGAGGACAACCCGUGGGACUGUAACUGCGACCUGGUUUCGCUCAAGGAGUGGCUGGAGAACAUACCGCGGAACGCGCUCAUCGGGAGGGUGAUAUGCGAGGCUCCCACCAGGCUGCAGGGCAGCGACCUGAACGAGACGUCAGAGGCGGAUCUGUGCCCCUCGCAGAGCGCCGGCGUGGACAGCAGCCUGGUGGCCCCUCCCACCCAAGAGGAGACCUCCAUGGCCCGCGACACGCACCCGACGCCUUACAAGCCCAGCGGAAAUGCCAGCAGGCCCCCGACGCCAGGAGGCCACGGGUCCAACAAGAACCACUCCAAAUCUCGUGAGAACUGGCAGCUGAAAACGAAACCCACUCCAGUGGCGGCAGGUGUGGACAGGGAGCAACAGCAGCUGCGCAACGUGACGUGCCCCGAGCCGUGCAAGUGCAAGCUGGUGGGCUCCAGGCAGGGGCUGGGGGUCAACUGCGAGGGCAAGAAGAUCGAGAGCCUGUCCAACCUCAAACCCAAACCCCUGGCCGCUCACGAGCUCAACAUGAGAGAAAACAACAUCCACGCGGUGAAGAAAAACCAGCUGCUCGGCUACGCGAGCCUCAACUUGCUCGACCUGGGCGCGAACAACAUCAAGGUGAUCGACAACGGCACGUUUCAAAACCAGAGCGAGCUCAGGUGGCUGUACUUGGAUAAGAACUACCUGGACGCGCUGGUGACGGAGAUGUUCGUGGGCCUCGUGAAUUUGGAAUAUCUCAGUUUGGAAUACAACGACAUCCAGCUCGUAGUUGCGGGCGCGUUUAGCCCCAUGCCGAACCUGAGGGUUCUCUUCCUCAACAACAACUUGCUCAAAUCGUUACCCGCGGAUGCUUUCCUUGGGAUUUCUUUAUCUAAGAUCAGCCUGCACAACAACUACUUCCCCUAUCUCCCCGUGGCAGGCGUGCUGGACCAGCUCAACUCGAUCAUCCAGAUCGAUUUGCACGGGAACCCGUGGGAUUGCUCGUGCAAAAUCGUGCCCUUCAAGCAGUGGACGGAGAAGCUGGGGGCCGACGUGAUCGUGAGCGACCUCAAGUGCGAGUCGCCGGAGGAGUUCUGGAAGCGAGACUUCCGCUACGUGCGGAACGACCUGCUGUGCCCCAAGCUCUACGUCUCCCCGACGUCGCUGUCCAAAAACAGCACUUUCGCGCAGGACUCGGGGACGCGCUCGAACUCCUACCUGGAGCCCAACAGGGUCUCCAUCUCGGUGCUCGUGCCCGGUCUGCUGCUGGUGUUCGUCACGUCCGCGUUCACCGUGGUGGGGAUGCUCGUGUUUAUUUUGCGGAACCGAAAGAGGUCGAAGCGGAGGGACGGAAACUCCUCCGCGUCCGAGAUCAAUUCCCUGCAGACUGUGUGCGACUCUUCGUACUGGCACAGCGGGUCUUAUCACGCGGACGGGGGCGCGCACCGGGGCUUCGACUGCAGCACGCAUCUCUCCACGACAAACGAUGCGUAAAAAGGAAAGAUGCCCCCCUCCCUUCCCUGGAUUACAAACACACACACAAAGAGACAGAUACACAUACGAACUUUAUAUUUUAUCCAUUUGAACCAAGUCUGCUGCUGCUGUUGCACAGCCCCCCUGCCCCUCCUCACCCCACUCUGUAAUAUAUGUAUAUGCCAAGCCCCCCCAAAGAAAAGGCUACAACCCACCCCUCCCCUUUUCUCUCUCCCUCCCAGUAGUCGGAUUUUUCUAUUUUGUUUUUGCCGCAAUCGGACCACAUAUCUCUGCAAGACAGAAAAGAGGGGAGAGAGGGAGAAUAACAACAGUAAUAUUAUUAUUAUUAAUAAUAAUAAUAUUAAUAAUAAUAAUAAUUCAAAGAGCGAGCGCGUGUGUGUGGAUUCAAGGACCGAGGACCCGUCCCCGAGGGAAUGGUGCACGAGCGCAUGAAUGUAAAUGUAAAUACUCGGACCCGAUGUAUCAUAAUCUGCAUGAAGAUAUUUCGCAUGGUUUCAACACACACACACACACACACACACACACACACACACACACACACACACACACACACACACACACACACACACACACACACCAGAGAGACGGGCGCGCGACGGAGAGGGGAAACCAUAACCACCACAAACAAGCGUAAAAAGGAGCCAACUCGACCCCUUCUCAUGUUAUAUCAAUAUGACGACUAUAUAUAGAUAUUAAGAGUUAUAUAUGACUAUUACAAAGUGCCAUUUCUCUAUUUUUUUGUGAACCUGCAGUUAGGAUUUGUAUUUGUUGUUUUGAACUUGUUUGGAGAAACAAAAACAUAAAAGGAGGGAUGAAGAGGAGGAAGAGGAGUGUGAUGGAAGUGAAGCUGUCAGUGCAUGUUCUUUUUUUCUGUUUGUUAUCAUUUUUUUUUUGAUUGUCGAUGAAUAUUUGGGGUUAUUUAUACUUAAGUGGCGCAGAUUUUGAACAAAAAGAGAGAAAAAAAAGAAAAAGAAACCCACGUCUGCGCACUCAUCAUCUCCUUUAUGAAUGUAAAACUGUGUUAUUUUAUGGUGUGCCAAUUGUUCAGAUAUUCCGACAUGCAGAUGAGCAUGACCAAUUAACGUCACUCAGAUGCUUAUGCUGCAAAGUUAAUGUAGCUAAAAAUAACAGUGUGUUUUUUUAACCUUAUUUUUUUCUUCUUCUUCUUCUUUUUAUUUAUGUGUCAAUGAAUAUAGCCUGCUUUGGGUGAGAGGAAGAAAACAAAACAAAUAAAUAAACAAAAAAACAUUGCAACAAGUUAAAAAGUUGGGGGUAUGGGGGGUGGGGGGUUUAUACUGUCAUAUUUUUUCAAAAGCAAAGAAGUGUUUUCAAUUGAGCUAAUGCAAUUCGAUGUAAACAGCGAAGGUAGACUGACAUAGAUAGAACGCUGUUUUUUAAUGUCAGGAAAAAAAAUGUAUUCCUCCACAUAAAAGCUUAUGGCUAUGAUUCACUUUCAUUAUAUUGUGAGCUUUUGUAAAGCCAUCUAAUCUUGUCCAAAUAGGAGAAGUCACUGUAUUUAGGACAAAACGUGCUUGAAAGAGGCGGGUUUUUUUGUUUUUGUUUUUUUGUGGCUGGGAGAGAAGUGAGGCAAGCUGGAGCAUUUUACAGCAAGAAAGAAAUCAAAGGUACCUACAUACAAACAUAACGCAGAGGUAACUACAUAAAGCAAGAUGUCUUUUUUUUGCUUUCAAAUUAUUCACUUUUGAACUUGAGCUACUCUUCUUGAAGGGGCCGCAUGGUUUUUGUGAGCUCAUAACAACAAUGCCAUGACUGAAUACCUGUUUUAUUGCUAUUUUCUCUUCCCGGAGCUCAGCUAUUGUCAUGGGAUAUGCUGCUUAUAGCCUAUAUUGCUUUACCUGAAUU
This is a messenger RNA of Haplochromis burtoni (Burton's mouthbrooder), 5207 nucleotides long. Its product is annotated as SLIT and NTRK-like protein 1. Gene Ontology annotation, biological process: regulation of presynapse assembly; positive regulation of synapse assembly; axonogenesis. Gene Ontology annotation, cellular component: GABA-ergic synapse; postsynaptic density membrane; glutamatergic synapse. The transcript has 2 exons. The record is from RefSeq and is a predicted model, not a curated record. NCBI's taxonomy places the organism in Eukaryota, Metazoa, Chordata, Actinopteri, Cichliformes, Cichlidae. Gene Ontology annotation, molecular function: protein binding. Bases 1239 to 3344 code for a protein of 701 amino acids.